AUUGGAAUUAAUCUCUUAAAUUUCUUUCUUCCCGAUCGAGCCAUCCACCUUUGAUUUUUGCAUGCCAUGAAGCAGCCUCCGGCGACGACCGCCAUUAUCGUGCUCCUCUGCGUCUCGCUCGCCAUGGCUGCCGCAUCGGCGGCGGCGGAUCAAGGGGCGGAGACGUACCUGGUGUUCGUGGACGCGCCGCCGCCCGGCGUCCCCUCCAGGCCUUACCACCUCGGUAUCCUCACCGCCGCCCUCGGCAGCGAGGAGAAGGCGAAGGCGGCGAUCAUAUACAACUACCGGAACGUCGUCAGCGGGUUCUCCGCCAGGGUCACGCCGCCGGAGCUGGAGGCCAUCAAGAAGCAGCCGCAGGUGAACCGGGUGCUGCCGAGCGCGACAUUGCAUCUCAUGAGCACCGACUUCGACGACGUCAGCUGAAGAUUAUUAAUUAAGCUCUCGAUCAUUAAUUAAUUUCCUAAUUCCUGCAUGCAUGGGCACAUACUACGCACGUACGUACGUAUUAAUUCUGGAGAAUAGAUGAUGGCAUGGAUGCAUGCACGAUAUUGCUUAAGUUGGACGAGAUGUGAUCCAAACAAGGACCUCUGUGUUUAACUAUGUAUAUAUAUGACGAUUGUUCUGGCAAGUAAUCGGGGUCUGAAUAAUUCGAAGCGUUUUUCC
This is a messenger RNA of Brachypodium distachyon (stiff brome), 663 nucleotides long. Its product is annotated as subtilisin-like protease SBT3.17. Lineage: Eukaryota; Viridiplantae; Streptophyta; Magnoliopsida; Poales; Poaceae. The record is from RefSeq and is a predicted model, not a curated record. The transcript is spliced from 3 exons. The coding region runs from base 67 to 423 and encodes 118 amino acids.